AUGAUCGCGACAGAAAUCUGUGGACUGGUCGACUGCUUGCUAAGACUCCGUGUCGAUACUGGAGACCCCGCUCCUCACGAUCGCAUCACAUCUGCAAAGCUUAGGAAGGACCCAGAAGACUAUAGCUUCGAUGUGAAUUUCUUUAAAGAGACCUGGGUUAGAAUCGAGGAGUUCUUGGCCGAGCGUCUGGGGUCAGGCUCCAUCAAAUCCGUCAAAACAAUAAGUAAAGACGAGGAUCUCACGUUGUCCGAAGGGGCUCGCCAGAUCUUACGGAGCAUCGAGGUCGACGUCAAGAAUGUACUUCACGAGUCGACAUCAGAUGAAUUUCAGUGUCCAUAUUGUAAUAUGACGCUGGGGCUUAGCAACAGUGACCAAGAGAAGUGGAUGCUGCAAAGAGACCUACUCAAAUACGACCGCGUCAGCUGCCCACAUAACUCAACGACAUCCAGACAUGAUCCCCCCGAGUCAGCUCUAUACCCUAAUCAGCCUAAGUUCUAG
This is a messenger RNA of Colletotrichum phormii, 498 nucleotides long. RefSeq lists its product as uncharacterized. The transcript has 4 exons. Lineage: Eukaryota; Fungi; Ascomycota; Sordariomycetes; Glomerellales; Glomerellaceae. Bases 1 to 498 code for a protein of 165 amino acids. The record is from RefSeq and is a predicted model, not a curated record.